AUGAUGUUUUUCUCCGUGCUGUUGACCCUGGCAUCAAUCAUAGCAGCACAUAAUGAGGUCGUUGCCGAUGACGCAUGCUUACAGAUAGCCCGUUCAUAUGACAUUUGGACCAAGAGUGGCGGCCAUGGAGACUUCUCCAACAUCCCAGGACAAACGGCAUAUGACUGUCUCAUGUCCAUGCCCGUUGACUUUGAGCGGGCAGUCAAGUUUUUGGAUGAGUACCUGAAAUAUCUCCAGUUUCAGUCGACUCUAGAUAGUCUCAAACAUCCGCCAUCCGGCUACAAGACACCCUCCAUAGAUCUUCUCAAAGGUUUCGACAAGAUUCGACAAAAAGCCGAGAAAAGUAUCUACAAAAGCCAAUACGAAUUCGACAACGACAUCAAGUCCCUUAUCCAUCGAGCAAACGAAGGCCACCUAGAAAUCAAUCUCUGCUCCCAACAAAUCUUCCACUUCCAACGCAGCCCGCCUCUGGUAUCCAUCUCAUCAGACGGCCUCGAGUUACCCAAAAUCUACACAUGGAACGACGCAAAGUUGUUGAUUUCCGGAUUCCCAAACACACAAGUAUCUCACCUGGUCGAAAUCAACUCCAUCUCCACCGCUUACUUCCUCCAAGCCCACCUCGCCCGGACUUUCCAAUACCACGACCCCGACGCCCGCUACAACCACCUCUUCCCCUCACCCGUCAACCAAUACACCGGUCUUUUUACCGGAGGCGGCUGGCAAAGCUACCAAGGUCUCUGGCCAGGAGCUGCCCACUACCUCCUCAAAUUCCACAAUGGCACGACAAUGCAGGUUAACACAACCGUCACCUGGCCCGCCACCAACGGACCCAUGAAUUACACCGACGGACAAACGCUAUUCAAAGCCGCUUGUCUACCAGACUACGCUCCCUCUCUUUCAAGCUUCUCCCACUCACCCAUCGCACCCCCUCAACAACAACUUCACAGUAACGACAAUGGUCCCCCUCCAAGCACAGAGGGAAUCUACCCCACGCCCAUCAUCCGCACCCAUCAGAACUCGUUAAGGGGGUACUACCUCAACACCACAAACCACAACGACACCGCAGUCUUACAAAUCCCCACGUUCCAACACACAGCCGGCAUCAACUUUUCGCAAACAGCACAAGACUUCCUCACGCGCGCCGCGGAGCAAGACGGCAAAACCAAGUUGAUUUUAGAUCUAAGCGGCAAUCCCGGAGGGGACGUGAUUCCCGGCCUCAAUAUCUUUAGUAUCUUGUUUCCCGACCUCAAAAUCCGCACGGCUACGCGGUUUCGGGCGACCGAGUUGGUGAAGCUUGUGGGCAAGGUGUAUAGUGAGGUUUAUAGUACAAAAGAUGGACUAAAAGAGGAGGAGGAAGAGGAGGUGCCAAUUGAUCCCCCUUUUGUGGCGAGCGUGGUGGUCAGACCGGAUCAGAAGGGUAGGUUUACGGGGGGGUGGGAAGAGGUUUUUGGGCCGGAACUGGCUUCGACGGAGACGGAUCCGGUGUUUGGGUAUGGGGCGUUCAAGGGGGUGAGUAAAGGGGGAAGAAAGAGGCCGUUUAAAGCGGAGGAUAUCGUUGUUAUGACAAACGGCGAAUGCGCAUCCACCUGCGCCCUCCUCAUCUCCCUCCUCCGUCGCCAAGGCAAAGUCCGCACCCUCGUCUUUGGCGGCCGUCCCCGACAUGCACCCAUGCAAGCCGUCGGAGGCGUCAAGGGAGGGCAGUAUUGGUCUCUAACAACCAUUUACCGCCAUGUUUCGCGGGCUGUGGAGUUGGCUAUGUCUAAGGGUACCUCUACCUCUACUACUAUCCUGACUGAAGAGGAGUUGCAAAGACUGAAGGAGUUGGCGCCUGCUGAUCCUGAUCCCAGAGCUGCUGUGGGCACCGGUGGGUUCCCGCUGAGGAUGGGCUGGAAAGGAGAGGGAGGGGUGAAUUUUAGGGAUCUGUAUUACCUUGAAGAUGGAGAUGAUGAUGAAGUGAGUGGGGUGGAAAAGGGGAAGUGGAUGAGUACAGGGACGGUUCCGGCGCAGUUCAUCUAUGAGCCAGCGGAGUGUAGGCGGUUUUUCACGGUGGAAAUGAUGUUUAGGCCGGCCAAGAUGUGGGAGGUGGCGAGGGAGGUCAUGUUUGGGAGUGGAAGCCUAGUACUUCGCCGGUAUCUGAGGAAGAGGAGGAGGAAGAAGAGGAAGAAGAUAGGUAUUUGGGGGAGACGUGGACGCCUCCUCUACUUCCGGCGUGGGGUGGCCCCGGUAAGGAGAGGGUUGCAUGAGAUGGUUCUGGUCUGUAAACUCUACAUAUCGCAGGUCACCGACUAUCGAAGACUGCCACCUGUUGGUGGACAAUCGUAUGUAUCUAGCGCUGGCGGCGUGGUCGUUGCGCCAAAUUUCCCCUUUGCCAUGGAUGAUCGAGACGUUGGCAGCAGCUCGUUGAUUGCAGAGGAUCUUGAUGAGGAGGAGGAGGCUGACUUGGUCAUCCAUCCAUCCGAACUUGGAUCAGAGUCCGAUGCCUUCAUCAAAGAAAAUAACCGAAGGUCAUCCUCUCCUACUUCCCCUCUAGACGUAGGGACAAACCAUGAUCGAGAAGACGCCGAGGUUGGACAUCUUCCAACCGAAGAUGACGAGGUGAUCGAUCCUCGACUCAGGAACUAUCCCAUUCCCCUCGUAGCCAAGACAGUCGACCUACACAACGAUGAAACCGAACCCCUCCUAACCAUCCGCUUCUGGAUCCUCUCCACCCUCUGGGUCAUCAUCGGCUGCUCCGUCUCUUCCGUCUACUACUUCAAGCCCUACUCUGUUCGUCUCUCUGGCUACGUCGUGCAACUACUCUCGUGGGGGAUGGGCGCCCUCAUGGCGCGUCACUUCCCACAGAAACAGUUCACCCUCACAUUACCUAUUCUUCAGAAAGAAAUUGCAUUCAACCUCAACCCCGGCCCCUGGAACCCCAAAGAACACGCCCUCGUCAUCGUCGCCUACUGGGGCAGCACCUACACCGCCUACGGCCUCGGCCCGCUCUCCGCCAUGGAGCUCUACUACCACAAGCGCAUGAGCAGGUCGUGGGCCGUCUUGUUUCUCAUGACCACGCAACUGAUGGGGUACGGCUUUGCGGGCUUAUACCGGGACGUCUUGGUGCGGCCGCCGGGCAUGUAUUACCCUGGCGUGCUCCCGAACGUGACGCUGUUCAACGCCAUGCAUCGACACCCGUCCGUGACGAAAAAGUCGCUGGGGUUUUUCGGGGUGGUGGCGGCCGCGGCGUUUGUGUACCAGUGGCUGCCGGGGUUUGUGAUGCCUUUGUUGGCUUCGCUGCCGGUGGUUUGUUGGGUGGGAUUGGGAAAGAAGGCGGCUUUUGUGUUAGGGAGCGGAACGUAUGGGUUUGGAUUGUUGGACUUUUCGCUGGAUUGGAACUAUGCUUCGUUUUUGACCCCGCUUUAUACGCCGCUGUGGGCGACGGUGAAUCGGUUUGUGGGAGCGGCCGUGGUGAUUUGGGUGGUGUAUCCCUUGGCUUAUUUCUUGAAUGUCAAUGGGGCUCAGCAGUUUGCGCCGAUGAGCUCGGGGACGUGGGAUGCCGAAGGGAAUCGGUACAAUAUCUCGCGCAUCUUGACGCCGACGUAUCAGCUGAACCGGACCGCGCUGGAGGAGUAUUCUCCGCCGUAUUGGUCGUUCAGCUACGCGAUGCACUUCUUUUGGGGGUUCGCCGCGUCGACGGCCGUGUUGACGUAUGCUGUCAUGUUUCAUGGGCGUCAAUCUUGGGAGACCCUUCGAAGCUCGCUGCAAACCAUCAGCAAUCCCUUUGCAAAGAAGGAUCACAAGCAAAAGAAGAAGAAUGUUCAACACCGGGCCGAGUUUGACGACCCCUACCUCAAGCUUACCGCCCACCUCCCCCGCGUGCCGCACUGGUGGUAUCUCGCCCUCCUCCUUUUUUGCUUGGUGAUUGCCAUUGCCCAGCUCUCGGGCGGCGACAUGCAACUCCCCUGGUGGGGCCUCCUCCUCAUCACGGCCAUCUCGGCCCUCUUCACGUUCCCCAGUGGCAUCCUCUUUGGGUUCACCAACGUACAAAUCGGCAUGGACUACCUCUCCGAGCUGCUGGCCGGGUUCCUGUUCCCCGGCAAGCCCAUCGCCGUGCUCACGUGCACUGUGUACGGCCGGCAGAUCCUCGAGCAGUGCCUCAACCUGGUCAGCGACAUCAAGUUUGGCUUCUACAUGAAGAUCCCUGAGCGCGAGCUGUUUGUGGCGCAGGUAUAUGGGACGUUGCUGGGCCCGUUUGUCAACUGGGCUUGUAUGCGGCUGAUCAUCGAUACGCAGGGGCCGAAGCUGAUGCGCGAGGUGAUGUCGGGGACGACGUGGAACGCUUUGAAGACCAAGAACUUCUUUUCGCUGUCGGUGAUUUGGGGCGUGCUGGGUCCGCAGGUGUUCUUUGGGGGCGAGUCGCCGUAUCGGUGGGUGUACUGGGGGUUUGUCGUGGGACCGCUGGCCGUGAUGCUGCUGUGGCUUGUACAACACAGACUGGCGAGGCCCAAGUGGGGGAAGGUCGCGAGCGUGGUUAAUCCGGUGGUGAUGCUGAACGGGGCAACGCUGUUUCCCAUCUAUCCGACGACAAACCUGACGACAUCGGCGCUGGUGGCGGUGGUGUUUAUGGGAUACGCGUACAGAUACCACCCGGUGUGGUUCCGCAAGUACAAUUAUCUGCUCGGGGCUGGGUUGGACUGUGGCGCGCAACUGGUGCAGAUGGCCAUGAUCUUGGUGGUGGACUUGCCCAAUGUGACCAUGCCGCACUGGUGGGGGAAUGAUGCCGUCGCCGUGGACAAGUGUUACCCCGUUUGA
This is a messenger RNA of Neurospora hispaniola, 4791 nucleotides long. RefSeq names its product OPT oligopeptide transporter protein-domain-containing protein. Lineage: Eukaryota; Fungi; Ascomycota; Sordariomycetes; Sordariales; Sordariaceae. The transcript is spliced from 11 exons. Gene Ontology annotation, biological process: proteolysis; transmembrane transport. The record is from RefSeq and is a predicted model, not a curated record. Gene Ontology annotation, molecular function: oligopeptide transmembrane transporter activity; serine-type peptidase activity. The coding region runs from base 1 to 4791 and encodes 1596 amino acids. Gene Ontology annotation, cellular component: plasma membrane.